Molecule: messenger RNA, 798 nt
Organism: Colletotrichum destructivum
Lineage: Eukaryota; Fungi; Ascomycota; Sordariomycetes; Glomerellales; Glomerellaceae
Exons: 1
Coding region: 184-780 (198 amino acids)
Source: RefSeq, a predicted model, not a curated record
ACCAGGUCGACGAGGCUGUAUGAAGUAUUUCUCUCCGUGAGCCUACAAUAAGUGCCGCAGGGAUUUGACGCCUUCAAAGUCCCAGCCCAAAUCAAGCUGAACGUCCGUCCUUCUCACAUGGCCACGCCAGUCUGGCCAAGUGAUGCCGACUAGGACGCUCCCACCAGAUUUACCAGCCUAGCGAUGGACAAGCGAAGGGGCGAAAAGACCCCAAAGCGCGUCGUAAUUGCCGUCUCUCGUAAAAGCCCGCACUGGGCCAAGGCGUGGGUCUCUGGCGAGGAGCUGAUUGCCCUCGCGCUGAGGCUGAUGGAGGAGAAGCACCUUAUCUCACCCAAUAUCACCACCCCAAACGACCCUGAUGCGGUCAAGCUUCUGGCAACGGAGAGAUGGGACACACGCACGUACAUCGUCUUCGAUGUCUUCCACGACACCUACGAUACCGACACGGCGCAUGUUCCAGGUGAAGACGACUUGCCUGUCAUCUCGGUCUUUCUCAGCCAGAAGGAGAGCGCAGGCAUUGCGGGCAGGCCAAUGGCAAACAAAGUUGACAGUGAUAUCAGAGCUCUUCAUAACUCCACGGGUCCGGGCAGCAGGCCGCCGUUCUUUGUCGACCACGCUGAUGGUAAAGUCCCGUUCUAUCCGGAUCCGCGUACUUCUUGCAAACCAAGUACUGUGUUCCGAUGGCGGGGGGAGAAGGACAACAGUUGGCGUAUUGCGCACGGGAGCUCAGCGUUAGCACGCACGGAUAAAGCAUCUUAUGUGACGACUAUUGGAAGAUAGAUCGGAUAGCAAUAUGAC